AUGAAGUUUGCCCCGAGGAUAGUUGGCACACUCAUGGUGGCUAAUUUCAGCCUGGUUUUCUGCCAGAUUCCACCUCCAUUAGCCGUGACAUGUCCCUAUCCAGUAGACCUGGUCUUCCUCCUGGACAGCUCGGAGAGUUUCAGGACGAGCGGUUUCGAGGAUGCAAAAAGCUUCAUCCAGACCGUAGUCAACUAUUUUACACUCGGAGAAAAUGACACAAGGGUGGGUGUUGUAACGUACAGCAACGCAGACGAGCAGGUCACACGAGUGAAGCUGAAUGAAAACUACACCAGAGUUGAGCUCUUAACCGAAAUACGUAACCUUCCUUACGACAGAGGUCAUACCUUCACUGGACUCGGUCUCGAUCACGUGCGCAAUGAUUCAUUUCUUGAAGUAAACGGUCGGCGAAAUGAUACUUUCGACUUUUUGAUCGUACUAACCGACGAUGAGUCCGAGGAUGAGGUCAUUCGUCCGGCACAGCUGGUACGUCAGAUGGGCAUCACUGUGUUUGUUGUGGCAGUUGGCCAGGAAAGUGACAUUAGUCAAGCUACUCUAGAGACUAUUGCUGGUACUCCAGACAGGGUGUUCAGGCUGGAGGACUAUGAUUUCCUUGUGGAUGACGAGCACCCUAGAUCUAUAAGGGAGAACAUUUGUAACGCGAGUAGACCUUGUGAUCCACAGUGUCACGCCGACGCCACCUGCCGACUAUUGGUGGGAACCUACACGUGUAUGUGUAACGUCGGAUUCGUCGGGAACGGUUUCACCUGCACAGCAAGGCAAUGUUCGGCGUUGACGGCCCCAACUAAUGGAGUGCUGAGUCCUCUAGGGCCGUACUCCUACCUAAACCAGGUUACUGUCACCUGCAACUCUGGAUACGACCUGGACGGAAUCUCUCCUGUGACGUGCCAAGAUGACGGAACAUGGAGCAACAGUGUUGGAACAUGCAGACACCUUACCAAUAAGUACAACGCGCUACCCAUCGCAGAAUGA
This is a messenger RNA of Branchiostoma floridae (Florida lancelet), 990 nucleotides long. Its product is annotated as cartilage matrix protein-like. NCBI's taxonomy places the organism in Eukaryota, Metazoa, Chordata, Leptocardii, Amphioxiformes, Branchiostomatidae. The record is from RefSeq and is a predicted model, not a curated record. The transcript is spliced from 6 exons. Bases 1 to 990 code for a protein of 329 amino acids.